Molecule: messenger RNA, 5614 nt
Organism: Pocillopora meandrina
Lineage: Eukaryota; Metazoa; Cnidaria; Anthozoa; Scleractinia; Pocilloporidae
Source: the annotation of a GenBank genome assembly
CAAGGGAUGUCUUGUUUUAUCGAUGACUUCCAAAAGCAUAACGCCACUCUUUUUCCUAAAAUGUCCCCUUUCAAAGUUUUCAAUUUAGUUUUGAUUUCAGGAACAGUGUUAUAUUUUCUUCUUUAUGUUCUUAUGAUCGGGCAUUUACCGCAUGUGCCAGUGGUGAAAAUUUAUUUUGAAGAGGAACCGUCAGAAGGUGAUUUAGCUUAUUUUCCAAGGGAUUUUACACACGAAACGUCGUUGAAUUUUGGAGCUGGAAUAAUGAAAGAUGACGGAUUGAAUUCUUCUUCGACGCCAGAACUUUCGGUGAACGAUGAGAGAGCGUCUGAAGAAUUAACAGGCGAAAAGGAAAAUUCUGCGAAGAGAAGUAGCCUUCUUUCGUUUCUUGAAGGACUAGGGGUUCCUAUAAACAAGGCCCGUAUUUUAAUGGCAAGCGAUAUUUCAAACAACGUUCUUCCACGAGUGAAUCCAAACGGAUUUUCUUUGGCAAAAUUGAUGGAGAAAAUGGACAAAGAAUUUAACCUGGAGAGUGGUACACCGUGUCCCACCAGUCACCUAAAUUCAGGUAAGUUCAAAGAAUAUAGGAAUAAAAAAAUAAUUGAAGGAAGACUGAAAACGAUCCGGUUUUCAACGGGAUUUGAACCCAUGACCCAUUGUAUCAUCCGUAGAUCAAAGCAUAUAUCCUUUUUUUUUAUUUAAUCACGUUCAAAGAACCUUCUUACUUAGUCUCUCAUCGUCAGAGAAGAACUAUGCCCCUGAAAUCGAAUAAUUGUAAUCACCGCUACUAGAAAGUAUGAAUAGAAUUAUGUUACAAACAGACUAUGUUUAGAAAUUCAACAGUGUAACAUGACCGCUUGAAUUUUAACUUUUAAAGAUUAAAGAAAAGAUUAAAGAUUUUAAAGAUAUUUAAAGAUUUAAAGAAUUUUAAAGAUUCGACCACAGGCACUGCUAUAUUGAGUACAGCUUAGCAGCCAGGCCAGUAACCUGCGACGCAACAAAGAACCUCUCUGCUUUUUUCAACCUCUUGAGCGACGGUUUUAACAAAAUGUCACAGGUUUUAUCUUUCUCUUAGUUUUAACACCUAGAAAUUGCAUGUUAAGGAAACUUUGACUUGGUUGAUAACUUUUCUGCCAUUUCAUAGUGAAGCGGCUAGGUUUUAAUGAAAAGUCUUAAAUCGUAUCGCGGCUUCGAUGAUUGAGUAUUUAGCACAUUUGAAAACAAUUUUUCACUAAUAAUGCUGCUAUUUUGAAAAUAUAAAAGCGCGGAAAGUAGCAACUAUUCGUGUAGCUUUUUGAUCGCGUAAAUAGAAUAAUGUGGUUUAUGAAGCAAACUGUAUUGUCUAUUUCUUUAUUAUCCACCUUGAGCACUCACGCAAACGAGGAAGGGAAAAUCCCCUGCGGGAGGGGGGAGAAGAGAAAUCGCCAUAGAAUAUCAUUUCCACGGGGACAAUUGCAAAUAUCUAUUGAGUCCACAUUUUUUAUCGUUAUUUUUGGAAAAUAAUUCUUUUUUCAGUUGGUUUGCUGGCGGUUUACAACAAUGCACUGAAGCUCGAGGACGUCGAACGUGAGUUAGAAUUUGUGCAGAACGGUGGACAAUGGAAACCUGACUGUAUACCAAGAAAAAAGGUUAUAACAAGAUUAUAUUACAUACGAAGCGAAAAAUAGGAACAAAUGAGUGAGUGAGUCAAUGAACAAAUGAACAAAUGAACAAAUGAGCGAAUGAAAGAAUGAAAGAAUAAGCGAAUGAACGAAUGAAAGAAUGAAAGAAAGAACGAAUGAGCGAAUGAACGAAUGAACAAAUGAAAGGGUGAACGAAGGAACAAAUUGACGUAUGAACGAGUGAACGAAUAAACGAAUGAAAGAAUGAAAGGAUGAACGAAUGAGCGAAUGAACGAAUGAACGAAUGAGCGAAGGAGCGAAUGAACGAAUGAACGAAUGAACGAAUGAACGAAUGAACGAAUGAACGAAUGAACGAAUGAACGAAUGAACGAAUGAACGAAUGAACGAAUGAACGAAUGAACGAAUGAACGAAUGAACGAAUGAACGAAUGAACGAAUGAACGAAUGAACGAAUGAACGAAUGAACGAAUGAGCGAAUGAAUGAACGAAUGAACGAAUGAACGAAUGAACGAAUGAACGAAUGAACAAAUUGACGUAUGGACGAAUGAACGAAUGCAAGUAUAAACGAAUGAACGAAUGAACGAAUGAACGAAUGAACGAAUGAACGAAUGAACGAAUGAACGAAUGAACGAAUGAACGAAUGAACGAAUGAACGAAUGAACGAAUGAACGAAUGAACGAAUGAACGAAUGAACGAAUGAACGAAUGAACGAAUGAACGAAUGAACGAAGAAUGAACGAUUGAAAUAAUGUGGUUUCUGAAGAUCUAACGAUAGAGAAAUACCAUCGCAGUUCAUUGGGGUAAGAUGAAACUACUUUAAUUCUACAUUUCUCUCAUUUUUCAGGUAGCCAUAGUUGUUCCCUUCAGGGACAGACAAGAACACCUUAACAUAUUCGUAAGACACAUGCACAAGUAUCUCCGAUGGCAAAUGUUAGAGUACAGAAUCUUCAUUAUAGAACAGGUAAAACAGGGGGAUAGGCCUCUCCCGACUGUACACGUAAGUCGGACAGAUACAUUGUAACAGGUGACUCAUGUUUAGUCUCCCUCGCAAAAGUUGUUUGUUUCGUCAAACGACGAAACCCCCCCCCACUCCAAGUCCUCGUAAAGCUAGGAAUAAGCAAAAUAAACAAAGAAGUUUCUAGUUUUUAUCUUUUUUUUCAUGCAAAACUUAAACUUUGACUUAGCUGAGAACUAACAUGCGUUUAUUUUCCAGGCCGACAACGAGCGUUUUAAUCGUGGAAUGCUAAUGAACGUUGGGUUCAAUGAAGCAAUGAAGGCGGAUAACUUCACUUGUGUAAUAUUUCACGAUGUGGAUCUGAUCCCAGAGGAUGCCAGAAAUGACUACAGCUGUCCCUCAUCUCCACGUCAUAUGUCCACUGCUGUGAGCCGCCAUGACUACAUGUUAGUAUUCAUGACAGAAGGGUUUUUUGUUCAGCUUUGAGGUUUUUGUUGUUAAUAGCCUUAUAGCUGAUCCUUUGCAGUACCCUAAUAAGAGUGAUACCACAGCAAAUCAGAUUUAAAAUAAUCAUCCCGAGGAGCCAAUGAUAAAUCAAGGUAAAUGAAAUGUGUAUAUGAAAGCGCGGGAAAUAUGACUAUCUCAUUGGUAAUUGAAUGGAGUGAUAUUUCUUGACCAAUCACAUGGUCGAAAGGUAAAACUAAGAUCCAAGGCCACGCUUUAGACCGAUACGAAACUAAAGCAGGGUGCGUCAUUCGGGUUUUCGGAUUUGAGAAUCAGCUGUUUUGGAAGUUUUGAGAUUUCUGAAUUAAGUUUUGUCCAAGGUUGAAAUCUGUUUCCUUUUGCCAACACAGAUUAAAGUACAAGACUUUGUUUGGUGGUGUUGAAGGUUUUUGGGUCGAGCAUUACCGCCGUAUCAAUGGAUUUCCAAAUCGCUUCUGGGGUUGGGGAGGAGAAGAUGAUGAUUUGUAUGUCAGGUUCGUAAAAAGGAAAAAAUUUUAUUCAAACAACACAUUGUUAUAUUAAAGUUCAUCAGCUCCGCCCACGCUCCUUUUAAUCGUAAUGAUGGCGGCUUACUACCUGACGCCUAUUUACACCUCGUCAGAAAAAAGGACAGCUAAUUUGUGGGCGUAUAAAAGGACCUGUCGUGACAGCGAUCAGAUCACUCCUGAUGAAGGCACUAGACAGGGAUAUCGAAACCUUGGGUCUAUGAAUUGUAACUUUUCGGUUACAUUCAUCAAAUCUUUAAACCAGAGUAGCGUCAAACCAUGUGUGAACACGUUGUUGCUAUACAAGCUAAUCAGGUUUACGGCUAGUGACGUCACCACCAUUUUUUACUCUACGUUAUGUCUAGUAUUGCAAGAGUGGUAGAAAUAUCAAACUCAAGCACACUGUACCACCUUGGAUUUAAAAUUUUUAAACUUGCUUCAAUGUUCAUGUUUCCUAUUAAGAAUCACAGAAAGGCGCCUGAGUCUCACUCGACCGGCUCAUAUGAUUGGUCGAUACACCAUGCUCAGUCAUUCACACACAGAAGGAGACGAAAAUCCUGAAAGGUAGGAAUAAAUACACCAUAUCACGGUUUAACAUGUAAUAUGUACAGAUAUUUUGCGAGUUACGUGGUAUUUUCCGAUCGAGCCAUGAGCAAAAUGUCCGUUCGUAUUUUAUGUUAAACCAUUGAAUAAGGGAUUUAUUGAUGUACUAUUAUUUCGUUUUCAAGUAUUUUGGCUUCUAGUUCGAAAUACAUCCUUCGGUCUUACUGAGCAUAGAUCGAAAUUUAGCGAAAGACGAGAACAACACAACCGAAACCAUUGGAGUGUUUUUUUUGACUAACAUGAGCUCAGCUUUCCGUCGCUAUUUUCCCCUGUUCUACGGUGUAAUACAGUGACAUAUUUGCGCGCGUUCUGAUGCUCCCAUGUGGUAAAAUGGCGUAGUAGUGGAAUGAAAAAAUGUGUUGGUAACCGCUUAUAAACUUCGCUCUCGAAAUCUCAAAACUUAGGGGUAUCUCGACUGCUUGUUGCAAAACAAAAUCGAAAUAACUACAACAGCCAAUCAGAACACAGGAAUAAUUCUUACAAGGAGCCAUGGAGAACCUUAACCCUUUAAAUCCCAAAGUCUGAUUGUUAAUUCUCCCCUCUAGCUGCGGCACAUUUCCUUUUAAUUUAGUUACAAGAAUUUGGUGUUAGAUCAAGAGAACAACCUCCACCUGAUAAUUUUGGGUAUUCUCAUUAGCUAUUUGUUGUAUAAUAUAUGGAUAUUAUAGGGAGAAGUUACAUGCCAAUCACCUCUGAGAGCUAAAGGGUUAAGAGAGACUAUGAUGCCUGAAGCGCGGAAAUGCGAGAGGCCAAUCAUGGUAUUUCGAAGUUAUUUUUCUUUGGAAUAAUAAUAGACCCAACUAGGCCUAAUCCCAAAUUCCUUUAACCACUUAAAUGAAAAUUGAAACUGCUCUAUCCAAACUAAUUUUGAAAUAAAGGAUUGGAAAUCAUAAACAAGAAUUUGAAAUUUGAACUUCACUUCGAGAUUGUUAUUUAUCUUUUUUUAACAGGCAUGAGGAACUUCGUAGAAGUGAGGUGCUUAUCGAUACGGACGGAUUAAACACGCUCGCAUACACUGUGAUAGAAUUCCAGGAAAAGUUGUUGUACACUCUGAUAUCUGUAUCACUCCAAUAGGGUAGAACGAAAUGGAAACAGUCGACGACGUACCAUGCUAAGCCAGCGAUUGUACCUCUUGUGGUCGCUUAGCAACAUGAAUGAUCCAUCCUUAAAAGACAGGUGUCCUGGCAUGUCUUCAUUUAACAUCGAGAGAGUUCGCUGUUCUGUUAUCUUCCUCAACAGCUAAGACCGAUAAUUGCCUCCACGUUGUGGUGGUAUUAAAUACAGAAAGUGAGUGACACUUUUUUCGAAGUUAUGCAGCCGCUGAAAGGAUUUUUGAGAAGGAGCGUGGGUUCAGCUAUUUUCAAAUGGUCAUAACUCGCGUCUCAUAAGACAACACAAUAGUUUUGUCAUCGUUUUUCUUUCUUUUUCGCGUCUGUUCUUUGUUAGCGAG